This is a messenger RNA of Alosa alosa (allis shad), 2660 nucleotides long. It is a transcript of the gene gabrb1, whose product is annotated as gamma-aminobutyric acid type A receptor subunit beta1. Gene Ontology annotation, cellular component: GABA-A receptor complex; membrane; synapse. Gene Ontology annotation, biological process: nervous system process; chemical synaptic transmission; signal transduction. The coding region runs from base 701 to 2137 and encodes 478 amino acids. The transcript is spliced from 9 exons. Gene Ontology annotation, molecular function: neurotransmitter receptor activity; extracellular ligand-gated monoatomic ion channel activity; GABA-A receptor activity. NCBI's taxonomy places the organism in Eukaryota, Metazoa, Chordata, Actinopteri, Clupeiformes, Clupeidae. The record is from RefSeq and is a predicted model, not a curated record.
GCUUUAAUGCAUUUUCCGGGUUUCUAACAAAUAAUUCAAUCGAGUAGAGAACGCGUGACGCCUGGCGAAUGGAGAGAGUCAGUACAGAGAGAGAGAGAGAGAGAGAGAGAGAGAGAGAGAGAGGCAUCUACUCCUCCAAAAACAGAAAAUGCGCAAGAGCGGCUCCUCCUGAAACGUGCUCGUAUCCUGCUAUGCCCCAAAUAGAGCUCGUUUAAGGCGCAAGGCAAGACAAGCUGCCGCAGCUGCGCUCUAGGCUUCGCUGAGUGUGUUGUAUAGGUCCCUGCGCCGCCCGCGAGGACACGCGGAGCCCCCGCUAGCAGCCGCCGUGUUCGCGUUGACCAGCACGAGCUCACCGCGCCGGAGGCGAUGGGAUCUGACCGGCAUACUGAUACGGCUCGCGACCUCAGGACCGAGCAGCGCGUCUAAAUCGCCAGCACCACUCUAGCUCUCUCUCACUAUCACGCUUUCUCCUUCUCGUCCUCCUCACGCUCUUUGUUCAUCUCUCCUCCGCCUCUAUCCUCCCACCUACUCCGCAUUUGAAAAGGGUGAAAAUAAACCAGAUUUUUUCCGCGUUUUUGCGUGAAUAGCGUUUUGAUGUUGGUGACAGAGCCGCGCAUGCGUGGCUGUGUUGUCGGAAUUGCGGGUCUGCUUCAGAAUAAGUUUAUUUCUCUAAUCUUCAUCUCUGUGCUCGGAGUGAGUGAUGUGGACGACUCGAGACCGUUGGCGCACGGGGAUUCUCUCUCUCCCGGUGCUAGUCACCAUGGUUCUGGGCGCGCAGAGCCCGAGCGAACCUAGCAACAUGUCAUACGUCAAAGUCACCGUGGAUAAACUGCUGAAAGGCUACGACAUACGACUGAGGCCAGACUUUGGAGGUCCCCCUGUUGACGUCGUCAUGAGCAUUGACAUCUCCAGCAUUGAUAUGGUAUCAGAAGUGAACAUGGACUAUACCAUCACCAUGUACUUCCAGCAGUCGUGGCGGGACAAGCGUUUGUCCUACACAGGGAUUCCUCUCAAUCUGACACUUGACAACCGCGUCGCUGAUCAGCUCUGGGUGCCUGACACCUACUUCAUAAACGACAAGAAAUCCUUUGUUCACGGAGUCACUGUCAAGAACCGCAUGAUACGACUGCACCCAGAUGGAACUGUUCUCUAUGGACUCAGGAUCACGACCACUGCCGCCUGUAUGAUGGACCUGCGCAGAUAUCCCCUAGAUGAACAGAACUGCACCUUGGAGAUCGAGAGCUACGGCUACACCACGGACGACAUCGAGUUCUACUGGCAGGGCGGUCAGUCGGUGAGGGGCGUGGAGGGCAUAGAGCUGCCUCAGUUCUCCAUCAUUGACUACCAAACCCUGUCCAAGAAAGCUGUAUUUGCCACAGGUUCGUACCCCCGUUUGUCUUUGAGUUUUAAGCUGAAGAGGAACAUCGGCUACUUCAUCCUGCAGACCUACAUGCCCUCCACCCUGAUCACCAUCCUAUCCUGGGUCUCCUUCUGGAUCAACUACGACGCCUCCGCUGCUCGGGUGGCUUUAGGGAUCACUACUGUGCUGACCAUGACCACCAUCAACACGCACUUGCGCGAGACGCUGCCCAAGAUCCCCUAUGUGAAGGCCAUCGACAUCUACCUGAUGGGCUGCUUCGUGUUUGUGUUCCUGGCCCUGCUGGAGUACGCGUUUGUCAACUAUAUCUUCUUCGGCCGUGGGCCCCACCUGCAGAAAAGGAAGGCCGAGAAUGCUGCCAAGAGCACCAACGAGAAGCAGCAGCGCAUGGAUGCCAACAAGGUCCAGGUGGACGCUCACGGGAACAUCCACCUGGCCAACAUGGACCUGCGGAAUGAGAUGACCGGCGUGGAGAUGCUGGGCGGCCUGGGUGGCACCAACACCAUGUUCUCCUACGACAGCGCCAGCAUCCAGUACCGCAAGCCGCUGACGGGUCGCGACCUGUACGGCCGGCCCACACCCUCGCUGGAGCGGCCCAUCGGGCCCAAGAAGAGCCGCCUGCGCCGCCGGGCCUCGCAGCUGAAGGUCAAGAUCCCCGACCUGACGGACGUCAACGCCAUCGACAAGUGGUCGCGUGUCAUCUUCCCCAUCACCUUUACCUUCUUCAACCUGGUCUACUGGCUCUACUAUGUGCACUAGACGCUCCCAACCCCCCCACCCCUGCUCUUGUUGGCCGCUCUGGGCUCUGCUCGCCAUGUCUGUCUGGCAAAGGAGUCGCUGCGUGUCGGCCAUCAUUUAAUUGUGACUUACUUGGAGGUGGAAGGAACAAGUCCCAAAACAGGAAAAAGGUUCUUUUCAGUGUACAUACAUUUGAAUAUAUAAAAAUAUAAAGACCUAUAUAAAUAUAUAUAUAUAUAUGACAAAAAGAAAAUUAUAAUUUAAAAGAGGAGAACAAAUGUUUAAAAAGAAAUGUAAUUUAUUAAUAAUUUCUCUUUAUCUUGGCUUUUACUCUGUUCAUUCAUAGAGAUAGUCUAGUUAACAUUAGUCCAGAGAAUUAAGACACAAACUCGACUCAGCACCUGCAUUUGUGCCAAACACGGAUCGCAGAGACUGAUCUUCAUCACGCAAUGGCUUUUUCCCCCCCUGCAGGGAGACUCAUGCUCAUCCACACACACACACACACACACACACACACACACACACACACAAACACAAACAUACA